UGGCGGCAUGAAUGGCUAGUGAACUUUUUAGGACUCUGAAAUAGAUCUUGGUUGUUUUUCUUACAGAUUUUAAAUUUAAAAUGUGUGUGUGUGUGUGUGUGUGUGUGUUAGGGGCAGGCAUGCCAUGUUAUGUCUUGGAAGGCAGAGGACAAUUUUACAGAGUCAGUUCUUUAUUCUCAUCUUUACCUGGGUUCUGAAGGCUCUCACUCAGUUCACCAGGCUUGUUCAGUAAGCACUUUUACCCCCUGAGCCAUCUUACUAGCCCCCUUUGCAGGUGUUUUAAGCAUUGAUGAUAUGUAGUUAAGAGUUCAGAUUAACUGCUGAAACAGAGACCCAGACAAUUAGUGGCUAAGAAAGUGUAGAACGUCAUCUUUUAUGUAACACUCAGAAGUAAGGUGGUUAUUGCCAAGUAGUCAGAGGUUCUGCUCUUGAUGUCAUCCAGGGAACCUCCAUCUUUCUUUCCCAUUACUUUUAUUUGCAUUGUCACAGGCAGCUUAUGAACACAUUCACCUUCUAGUUUCCGGGAAGGGAAAAGAAAGAGAAGGGUGUAUAUAGUUCUCUAAGGAAGGAGUGGAGAGCUGAUAGUGUAGCUCAUUGGUAGAAUAUGUGGUUAACAUCCAUUAGGAUCUGGGUCAAUUUCUACAACCUCUUACUUCUAAUGAGCCAGAGGGUGUAUUCAGUUUUUCUGGCAUUCCAUUCAUUAUAUUUAGAACUGUGACUUACCUAGUUGUAAAUACUACUGGGGAAAGUAGUUUCUGGCAAAGUUGCUUGUGCCCAGUUAAAUCUUGGCAGAGAAUGAGGGUGGGGGAGGAAAAAUGGAUACUAUUAGCAGUCUUCCUGAGUCAUUGCUAGCAGGCAAUGAUUUUUAUAACCCUCUUCCUUCCAUUAUUUUAUUUAAUUUUCACCAGGACCCUUGACGUAGAUGUAAAUGCCAUUUUGUCAACUGAGAAACUGGAUUUGAAGUAUGAAAUGACUGGUUUAAAGUCACAAGGAUAUCUUAAAACUAAACUAAACUACCAAGUUUAUCUUUCCAAAGGUUAUAAUCUAAACCUUCUCUUCCUCUUCCUUACCUCAGUGAGACACGGCUUUCUCACCCAGGCCAGGAGUUUUGUUGUCUUCCUGUCCUCCAUAACUAAGCUGGGCAGGUAUCAUCACCUCAGCAUGUUUCAGAUCUGUUCCCUUCUCCAUCCCUACAGCAGCUGCUUUAGCUCAGUCUUUAGCAUCUCUGUCUGGACAGCAGCUUUCAUUUCCCCCAGUGCUGCCAAGAUCACGCCUCAGCCAAGCCUGCCAAGUCAUUUGUAGUCCCUGCUACUCACUGUUUACUUUUCUAUUGCUACAUCUUUACUCGAAUCUUUGUUUCUGUUCAAAUGGCUCCUGUUCCUCUCUCCACUUGGCCUUACUUCCUCAGUAAAGCUGUUGCUCUCUUUUCCAGGAGCUCCUUUCCUUUGGCAGUCAAGGAGAUGCUUGAAGAUGACUUUUGAACCAGAUCCUCAGUCUUCCACAAUGAACCCCGUUUACAGCCCCGUGCAACCUGGGGCUCCUUAUGGCAACCCCAAGAACAUGGCCUACACUGGUUACCCCACAGCCUACCCGGCAGCUGCUCCUGCCUACAAUCCCAGCCUGUACCCGACCAGCAGCCCCAGUUAUGCUCCAGAGUUUCAGUUCCUGCAUUCAGCUUAUGCCACUCUGCUGAUGAAACAAGCCUGGCCACAGAACUCCUCUUCCUGUGGCACUGAAGGCACCUUCCACCUCCCAGUGGACACCGGGACGGAGAACCGAACUUACCAAGCAUCCUCUGCGGCUUUCAGAUAUACUGCAGGGACACCAUACAAGGUCCCACCGACCCAGAGUAAUACUGCUCCGCCCCCCUACUCCCCAUCACCCAACCCCUAUCAGACGGCCAUGUAUCCAAUCAGAAGUGCCUAUCCCCAGCAGAAUCUGUAUGCCCAGGGAGCCUACUACACACAGCCUGUGUAUGCUGCCCAGCCUCAUGUCAUCCACCACACCACGGUUGUCCAGCCCAACAGCAUUCCCUCUGCCAUCUACCCAGCUCCUGUUGCUGCCCCCAGGACCAAUGGUGUGGCCAUGGGCAUGGUGGCAGGCACCACCAUGGCAAUGUCAGCAGGUACCCUGCUGACCACACCCCAGCACACUGCAAUUGGGGCGCACCCUGUCUCCAUGCCCACCUACAGGGCCCAAGGAACCCCUGCGUAUAGCUACGUGCCCCCGCACUGGUAAAGCCUGCAGCCCAUCCACAUCUGGAGUCACAUUGUAUGCAACUACUCGAGUCUUACCGGUGCUGAGCGGUCCCCUAGCAGCACCACCUCUAUUUGCAAGAAGAGACAACGGAAGUGCAAGGGUCACUUUAUGCAUCUUUAAUGGUUUUGAUUUUUAUUUUUGGUUUUUGUAAAAGCUGCUUUUUCUAAUCUCCUAGGAGCCUCCCCUUGUGCCUCCCUCUUAGCCACUGCCCUCCUGGCUCUAGCCCUUCUUCCUACCUAACCAGGCCCAGUCCUCUCUGCACUUCUUCCCUUCCCUAAGCAUCCUGUCCCUGGGAUCCCAGUCUAGUAGCAAGCAGAGAGUGCGGUUUGUUGUGAUGGCUCAUCAGAGGCUAGAUUCCUGGGAGAGCAGAACAGAGAGGCCCUCCAUGUGGAGUAGGAACUUGGAGCUGUUGAGAAGGCCUCAUCUCUGUCAGACUGUCAUUUUCUGAAGCAAGAUUAGUUCAAAUACAAAGAAAUAUCUUCUAAGAACCAUCACAACAGACCAAGAACAAACCCACCUGGUUAUGUAGGAAUGUUAGCAGCUUCAUGUCCCCAGGCUCAGAACCUGGGGAAACAGAAUUUGGGGAAGGGUGGAGGGAGGGAAGACACUGGGGAAGUAGUGUGAAGACGGGCAGGAGGGUGCUCAGCUCUGGUUUGAAAGGUCUUUGGCUGCACUGCUGGGCCUGGGCCUUCUGAUUUGCACAGUGAUGUUAACUGACCUGGCACUUCCUUCAGAGAUGCUUUGACCUCUGACCUGCCAAAUGGCUGCAUGGCGGUGGGAUCCCAGCAUCCGGAGGCUUUUGGAGGCCAGGGGUAUGCAUAACCCACACUCAGCCUGAGCCUCGGGGACCUCCUCUAAGGAGCUUCCUCCUGAGGAGAGUGGGAACUGGUGGCAUUUCUCUCCCUUCCCUUCUGCCCUUCCCAGUGCCGGGCACACACGUCUGCCUGUGGGGCUGGCAGGCAGGCCAAGCUCUUGGUUACCUUGUGCCAUGUCACGGCCAAAGUGAAGGAACCACAUUCCAGGUGGGAGCUGGCGGUUCUGAAGGUCAGGAUAGUGAAGGAAAACAAUAGCAAUAAUCAUUUCAUACUCAUGGAACUGAAGGGACCUUAGCAUUCAUCAUCUCAUCAUUCCCUGUCUGACAAAGGAGGAAACUGAGGCCCAGAGAAGCAGAAAGGACUUCUCUGAACCUCACUGUAAAUUAGCAUUAAAUGCAGCCUUCCUACUACUGGCAUUUUACCUACAAAAAUUUUGCUAGGGAUGGAUUGGCUUGACUUUGUAAAAAUUAAGUCAGCAGUGCCCACAUCUGGUGAGCUCUGGAAUGACCUCUGGGUGUGUGUCUGCUAUUUUCCCUCACGGACUCCAAAGGUGGGGGCUGAAGACAUAGGCAGAGGCCACAUAGGGCAGAUGGCAGAAAUCGAAAUUACACUUGGAAAACCUAUGAAGACACCUGGAAUGUUCAUCCUGAACCUGACUCCACUCCAGGACAAGAGUGGGCUGGCUGGAAGGAGAGGCUAUGCACUUAGGACAGUAGCUCUUUAUCCCAAGAAGAGAGGACGAAUGGGAGCCACCAAGAGAGGGGGACACGGAUGAGGCCAAGCAGAUACAGUCACAUCUGGGAGCAGAGGAGGCACCCCGGGACAAGGAAGUUCUUCCUAGUCUCAGACAGGAAAUGGAUUGGCCACCCUCCCGUGCUCAGCAAGCAGAGCUGAUGCCCUCAUUGGGUGGACAGGAGUAUCCUACUGUGUAAAUUGGAUCACUGGUAAUAUUUCAGACUUGAAUUAUCUUCAUUUUGAAUUCAUUUUAAACUUGGACAUCACCUUCCUAUUUCCCAAGUUCCCCUAAAGGAAAACAAAGGAAACCCUUGAGCUGGAAUGACCUCAGAAAUAGUCUGACUGUCCCCAGGUCAGAGUUCUUCAGCAUCUGUGGCAGAAAGCCAGAAGUUUAGGCUCCUCCUUCCUGGUCUGCCAGGAACUUCAGGACCAAGAAAACUCAGCUGUUCUGGGGUGCUGACAAGGUUUCAUUUUAAAACAAAGUUUUCCAGUGUUAAUCUGAUUUUUAUAACACCUCUCCCUGUCCUCUGUGGUCUUGUAGGUUGAUGGAGGUUGCUAGAGAUCUUGUCUAACAUGUAAAAAGAAUGCCAAACUGAUAAUGGUGGUGAUAACUGUAGGAUACCUUUGUCGGGUGCUUCAGAGGUUUCAAAGCACUUACAACCUUUCAUAAGCUGACCCCGAGAGCAAGCGACAGGUCAGUUAUGCCACCCACUUGAUAAAUGAGGCAAUAGAGUCUAAGGAGAAAUGAAAUGGCCCAAAGCAAGCUGGAUGCCGGAGUCCUGGCAGGCUUCCUAGACUCUCCAGGCUCCAGGUGACCUGGUAGCAGAGAAAAAAGUAGACCCAGGUAUGGCCUUUUAGUGUUUGUUCUUUCCACACCAGUAAAUAAAAGCUGUUUGCGCCCUCACUAUUCAUGUAGGUUAGCCCUGAGAGACAAGGCAUGGUGCCUGCUAUUUAAUUCAUAGAGAAUCCAAGGCUCAGAAAAGUACAGGGACUUUCUGGUAAGGAAUCCCCUGCUGGCUCUCUUGUCUCCAAGCCUGAUCCAAACAUAGGCUCAUGUUCUGAAGCAUCUAUUCUCUACCCCACCUUAGACCUAGUCUGUGAUUCAAGAUCAGAAAAGCCCCAAGGUGAAAACCAGGUAUUGACAAGAACCAGACCCACUAACUCUGUUUUAGUAAGAGCACAAGAGCCCCUGUUCAGCUGGCCUCACCCUGUUGUUUGAGAGAGACCCAUGAGAUUGGCCAAGCUUGGGGAGUCAUGGCAAAGGUACUGAGCCCUAGUGCACAGGGUGGUGUGUGCCUCGGGUUAGGUGAACACAGCUUCUGGCAAGGUGACAGGUAGCUGGCAGGAAUACUGUAGGUUAUCAUCUAAACAUUCUGAAUGGCUCAGUGGUCAAGACAGAUGAGACCAGAGCUGGAAGGGAUGACCAUGGGAUGAGGGGUGUGCACAUGACACCGUGAGCUGCCACACUGGCAUCACCAUACACAGACACCUUGUCCACCCCCCUUGUCCCCAGUGUAGAGCUAAGGGAGGGGUGCCUCUGUUCACCAGCCUCCCUUAUCACCAUUUGAUCAUCUUCAUCCACCCUGGGCCAGGAAGUCUGGAAACUGAGUGAAAGCCUGAGAGUCUCUUGUCAUGCUUAAAACAAAACAAAACAAACAAAAACCCUAUUUUUCUUCCUAUAAGAUAAAACACCUUUUCCUUCUUGUUAUCCCAGCAAUGCCCUGAAAUACAUACCCCCUUUCCUGAAUAUUCGUCAGGAACACACACACCUAUCUGUCCAGACCUCUUUUUUGUAUGUAAAGUACUUUGACUUUGAUUGCCAAAACCUCUACUUUAAAGAUGGAGGCAGGGUAUGCAUCAUGCUAUGAAGGGGUCAUAGAUUUGCCAAAGGACACACAGCUCAUGAGUGAAAGCCAAGAUUUGAACUCUUCUGAUCCUCUGCUCUUGUUGCUGCCUCCUACUGGAUCUCUUGUAAGCUUGUUUGAAGAAGGAAGGGGUUACUUGCUACCCCACACAGAAACAUUUAUGGAGACUUGGGGAGCUCUGGUCUAUCAGCUGAGCAGAUUUUUGCUUUGGGCCGAGACCUAUAAUGGGCCCUAGAGACGCAGAGGUAGAUCCAGGUGGUAGCACAAAUAGAAAUUUGCCACAAAAGACCAAACUCAGAACACUGAAGGUGACAACUGCCCAGUACUGAAGAUAAUUGAGGACAGUAUCAUCCAUCUUUCAACAAAGAGUCUUGGUUCUGGGAAGCCUGCACACUCUGGCCAUCUGACUCCUGUCCAGAUCCAACGAGGUACUUUAAUGGGACAUGGAAUAAGCCUGAACUACUGAAAGCAGGUCUGGACUAGAGUACCAGGCUUACUUGAGAACCAGAGACUAACUUGUGUUCUGUGUAUCCCAGUGAUUUCUGGCCAUCUAGAUGGUUCUAAGUUUGAGACCUAGUGAUGUUUCUUUGGAAGGCUUGAUGCUCUGUUCUAAAUAGCCUUCAGAAAUGAGUCAUGGGGAGCACACAAGUAGCACAAGUCCUUUGGUCACCAAGUUCUGGCAUCCUUAUUGUGUAGACAUGACACAUCAAAUAAGGCAUUGGCUGAAGCAGCGUAGUUCCCUACAUAUCAGAUAUCUUGCCCCUGCAAUGGGCUCUGGCCUUCAGAGCAUUCUGGCUGAAUCAGUCAUCAUCCCAUGUGUGACUCAUGUUCAGCAAGCUCCACCUUUCCAUCUUGUGUUAACUAUAUCACUGCUGAGUGUGUGGCCCCAAGAAUCUUGUCAAGCUUGGGAGACUAGAGAAGGCCACGCCUGGGUUGGAGUGGACAAGGGGAGCAAAUCAAUGGAAGAAACCUAGCUAGGUUCACUGGUCAGACAACACCUGAGCCUCUAGACAGAGUUCUGUGGUUAUGCCAGGCGGGCAGCAAGGUUUAUCCUUUUCCUACCCCUGUUCGCUCCUAGAAAAAACAUUUGUGAGAUUUGGCAUUAUGUGGUUCCAGGACUCAGCUUUCAAAAUUCCCAGUAGGCCAGCUCCAACAUUCCAUGGCCAAACUUGCUUGACCUAGACUUGGGUCCCAUUCCCUCAGUUUCUCCUGUGGGGAUUUCCUAAUUUAUCUAUUAAUGCCAGCCAGAAAGCCAGUUUAGAACAUAGGAGUUGAAACUGGUUGCCACAGAGCCACAGAGGGUGUAGAAGACAGAGAAGCACUUGCUUGCUGUGGCUGCUACUUUGAGUAGUCCUUAGGUAGCCCUGCUGUGGCAGUGUGUCCUUUACCAUUCCAGCCUGGGGAAUCUCUUCCCCAAGAGAACAGUUAAAACAGCUUUACAGAUAGCAGCGGCCCACAGGAAUCUGCUUUGGGCUUGACCCUAGCUAGUAGCAUCCUCUGUCCUUGACCCCACCUCAGCCAUUCUCCUCAUGCAUGAAAGUCAGACUAAAUGAAGAAUAGGACUGGCCCAGAGACCUCAGGUCAGCCAGAUCGACUGGAUCUGUCUUGUGAACCAAGCUCCUCACAAGGUGAAGCUAGGCUAGGCCUCCUGCACCUUGGAGUUGUCUUUUAUCUUUGAAGGCCCAGGGCCUGUCCCCUUCCUGUCUUCAAGGCAUCUGCACCCCUUUCAUAUCACAUGACAGAGAAGCUUGUUCUCAUGGCAUGUACCAUCCCUGUGAAGAGAGCGUUGUGUAUGAUUUUGUAUUUUUUAAUUCAUUUUAACCUACAGGUUGGAAUCUAAUUUUUAAAUUUUAUUGGAACUCACAUUUUAAAACAAAUAAAAACAUUUAAAAAUAAUAAUAAUUAUAAUAAUAAACCUUUGACCAGUGUCUUCCAAGUAGUUUGAUCAAAUAAUUUAUAGGUGUUUUCAAAA
This is a messenger RNA of Rattus rattus (black rat), 7646 nucleotides long. It is a transcript of the gene Fam168a, whose product is annotated as family with sequence similarity 168 member A. The transcript is spliced from 10 exons. Gene Ontology annotation, biological process: positive regulation of base-excision repair. The record is from RefSeq and is a predicted model, not a curated record. Bases 1471 to 2238 code for a protein of 255 amino acids. NCBI's taxonomy places the organism in Eukaryota, Metazoa, Chordata, Mammalia, Rodentia, Muridae.